This is a messenger RNA of Archocentrus centrarchus (flier cichlid), 3640 nucleotides long. RefSeq names its product transmembrane protein 201 (gene tmem201). The record is from RefSeq and is a predicted model, not a curated record. Gene Ontology annotation, cellular component: nuclear inner membrane. Gene Ontology annotation, biological process: nuclear migration along microtubule. The transcript has 11 exons. Gene Ontology annotation, molecular function: actin filament binding; lamin binding. Lineage: Eukaryota; Metazoa; Chordata; Actinopteri; Cichliformes; Cichlidae. Bases 1 to 1854 code for a protein of 617 amino acids.
AUGGGCAUAAAGAAGCCCACCCAUGCAAGCGUUAACUGCUGGUUCUGUAACCAGAACACAGUGGUGCCCUAUGGGAACAGGAACUGCUGGGAUUGUCCCAACUGUGACCAAUACAAUGGCUUCCAGGAGAAUGGUGACUACAACAAACCCAUUCCUGCUCAGUACAUGGAGCAUCUGAAUCAUGGCAUAUCUGGAAGCCUUCCUUUAUCAGAGACACCCAAGAAUCUGCAGUGGGUCAACUGUCAGAUGCUGCUGUGCCGGAAGUGUAAUAACAACCAGUCUGCAAAGAUCAAACAGCUGGCCUCAUAUAUCCCGAGGGAUGAUGAGAACUACGAUGAGGAAAUCGAAGCCUACAAGCAUCAUCUGGAGCAGACUUAUAAGUUAUGCAGACCAUGCCAGACAGCAGUGGAGUACUACAUCAAAUAUCAGAACCGCCAGCUUCGUACAGUGCUUCUCAAUCAUCAGCUGCGACGCACCCGGGAAUCAGACAUGGGGUUUGUAAAGAGCACCCAGUCAUUGACUUCUCCCAUGGGGGUCAUACUGUUACGGGCCCUUGCCUUCCUGAUAUGUGGUUUCCUAGCUGCCACAAUUUUCUGUGAAUUGUCAGAGCAGUUUUCUUCACCUGAUGGCUCACAGACAUUAAGUGGUGGCGUUGUUCCUCCAAAGCCAAUAGUCCACAAUGAGUCUACCCCCAACAAUAACAGCAGUGGAGCCACACCUGUGUGGCAGGGUCUGCUGGAGCUGCUCCCAGACGAGGCCAUGGAAAAUGCCAAGCUGGUGUGGCAGCAUGGAAGGGACAACCAGCUGGCUGUAGUCUCUGUUGGCCUGCUGACUUGGCUUACUGCUGUCUUCUUAGCGGGACCUGCAAGGUUGAGGAGAAUUGAUGCUGUAGCCUCCGUCCUGUGGUUCUUCAUCCUGUGCCUCUACCUGGCUGAGAGCUACAUGACUGGUGCCUUGAGCUGGAUGGACACAGCGAAGCUUAUUAGCGUCUCCCUCUGUUGCCUUGUAAGCUUUGCUGCUGCCGUGGCAACUCGUAAACCGCUGAGCGCACGGAGAGCCAGAUACCGAAGAUACCUUGCAGGCAGCUCUGCAGUCCCUCCUCUGAGCUCCCCUGACCUGGCUGACACCUUCAUCCCCAUUCCGCCGCCCAACCUCUCCCAGCUCAUCAACCGCCAACACAGUCAUCACGAACGCAAGGCUUCCCCCUCCUCGCUGCCUGGGCGUCUCAGCAGAGCCCUGUGCCUUGGCACCAUCCCCUCCCUCACCAGGACAGAUUCUGGUUAUCUGUUUAGCGGAAGCAGACCGGCUUCACAGUACAAAGACUCACAGUCUUCAGACUACUUUUCCCUCAAGUCUGGGAGCCGCCCCUCAUCCCCAGGUCCCUCCCCGACUCCUUCGGUAGCCGGCUCAGUUACAUCCAGUUCAGGUUCGGCCAGACAGCGGCGUCCCCUCAUCAGCCCUGCUCGCCUCAACAUCGGCGGCCAGAAGCUCCGGCUUUUCUCUGGGGAGCCAGAUCCCACACUCUUGUUCCCACCUAUGUCUCCAUCACAUUUCCUAGCUGAGCCAGCCCCUUCGGUUUACAGCGGCUGCUUUUCACCGGACGCAUCACCCUUCCAGAGUCAAAAUGAUUUGAGUUCCUUAUUAAGAGACAGUAGUGUGAUUGAGGAGGAAGAGAAGCGAAGCACCUCCUCUGGAUCUUCUGCAUGCCUGGUUGGUACAACAACUCAGUGUCCAGAGGGCAACCGAUCUCCAAAAGAUUUUGCAAAGCGUGUUAUAUGGCCGGGCCUUUUGUUUGUGAGCCUGACUGCCAACCUGUUCUUCGGCUGCCUCUAUGCGUACAACAAUUGGAGAUGAACGUCGACAGAGCUGCCGCUCUCUCCUGACCUCGCACAGAGCAAGUGCGCCUGUGGCCCUUGACUAACCUGUUGCAUUUGUGCACCUGGAGGAUGUUGAGCAGUGCCAGAAAAUAUCACCUCUCUGGUGCUUCCCUGCUGUUUGCUUGUGCAAAUGCAGAGUUCAGAAAAACUGUGCAGUGAAAUCAAAUUGUAUAUUUAUGAGUCAUUACUGCUCAAACAUAGACUGGGUUUUGGUUUGCCUUUUCAUCACUGCUCCUCUUGCACCGAGACCGGUGCAACUGAUUUAAAAACAAACAACAACAAAAAAUCAGCUCGCACUGAUGGCUUUUUAAAACCCGUGCUGUGAAUUGUGCAAUAAACGUGCUGUUCAGUCGACGCUGCUCGGGCACAAAGUCGCGUCUUUCUUACACUGACUGAGUGCAUUACCUCCCAAAAACUGAACACCGCUGGAUCACUGCAGUACCCAUAAAUUAGGAAAUAUUAAGCAACGUGUUUUCUUGUGGCGUGGAGCUUUGCUUUAUUGGCAUUUGUACAGGUUUUCCCUUUGAAGUGUCGUAAUUGACAGAAGUGGUGACAUUUACAGCUGGGAAAGUGAAUAGUGGUGCUCUUAUUGUUGGCCUUGUUUACGGUCAAAAUUCCUAAUAUUUCCAUUUCAUUAACAUUUCUCAGCAGUUCUCUGCAGAAAUGGGUUCUCACAAACCCCCUCAGUUUCGGGUAUUUCUUACUGUAAAACUAUUUAUAAGCAAGUUUGUAAGGGUGAGAGCUCCAGAGGUCAAGUGCGGUUUAAGAUUUUUUUUCCAGAAGUCGUGUUUGCGUUCUCUCACUGUCUGCAUAAGUCAACCACAGAGAGGGAAGUUUUCCUGCUAACUCAGCUGUGAACUCAUUUAUACGUUACUUUUGUUAUUACUCAUAGUCAAACGAUAAUUUGUACAGAUUGGAAAGAUUGCACUUGUUUUUUCUGAUGUGGUGGCUGUGUCAUACUUUGAAUAUGUGAUUUAAAGAUUGAGAUGAAGAGCACAGACGUUUGCUUAUUUGUGUGCAUGUUAAUCAGCUGAUGUACAGAAAUGUGUAUGUUAAACAGGUUACUGUUUCUUUUGCUUGUUGUGUAAAAAUAAUAUGAACACUGCUGUUUUCAUUUUUUUUUUUUUUAAAUCUGGAAUAAUUUUGUUCUCUUUUGGUAAUUAUUCAAUUAUUUUGAAUAAUUUGAAUUUGUGGCAGUUUUAAGUUUUACUUGUUGGGUUCUGUAAAGUUAUUUUUGAACCAAAGUAAUAAAAUAAUGAAACUAAUCUGAAAGACUUGUCUGGCAAUAGUUGCAUAAAAGUUUCAAUAAACUGCUUACAGUGAGUUUUGUAGGUUAUUUUAAUCCUUCAUAAUAAUAAUAAAUAAUAUAAACAGAUGUUUGUAAGUUUUUUUUUUUUCUCUCUCUCUGAAAAGCAAAGCUAAAGUCUUAAUUUGCUCUUUAAGCCCAGCCAAAUUUUUCUGAAUAGGAGAAAGUAUCUUUUGUUUUUUAUUCACUUGAAAAAUGGUUAGUUGGAACAUGUAUUUCAAGUCAACACCUUUUUCUUUGGUACUGACAAUUUUUUUUUUUUUUUAAUUUUUAAUCAGAGGUUGUCUAGUUCAGAUUCUUUCACAAGAAGUGUGAUGUCUUUUCUCACUGAUUGAUUGAUUGAAGGGUUAUUAUUCCCUGUACUAAGCAAUGCGUUUGAUCUGUAACUGUGGAAUGACAGUGGUUUCAUGUGGACCUGUGCUUUUUUAAAAAAAUAAAUAAAAUACUUCCCUAAUUA